This is a messenger RNA of Boeremia exigua, 1203 nucleotides long. RefSeq lists its product as uncharacterized. NCBI's taxonomy places the organism in Eukaryota, Fungi, Ascomycota, Dothideomycetes, Pleosporales, Didymellaceae. The transcript has a single exon. The record is from RefSeq and is a predicted model, not a curated record. Bases 177 to 941 code for a protein of 254 amino acids.
UAGCGCCGCAUAGCGUGUCGACGAGGACGUCACAUGAGUGCGCGAAACUCCGGAAGCAGACAGCCCAUUAAAGUUUGCAUCGACAUAAAACAUAACGAACACGUCAUGUUCCUUCGGACGUGUGUUCGUCCACUCCUCACUAGUCUCAUUUACUUUGCAUUUGGUCCCUUUACAACAUGAGUGGAAUGGCGGUAGCGCAGCCGCCCACACGACAGCACGCGUCUGCGGCGUCACGGAACCUGCUGAACCUUGACUGCAGCGCAGAUUUGAGACUGUAUCGACGAAACCUCGGCCCGGGCGUGCAGGCGAAAUGCUUCGAGAAGACGAGCGACACGAUACGCGCACAGCUAGACCACCAUCGGGCGUUUCUGCUUCGCCAUCGUCGAGAUGGACGGACCUCUGGCUUGCCCAGUCCUGUUCCGCGACUUGAGGUCCCGCAGGCCAUGCCCGGCAUCGAUGCCGCCGCGACGCAAAUGAACGUGCCGACCACCAAGUACCACACCGCGUCGCAUCCUCGACCACUGCAGAUCCUUUCGCAACCACAUGCACCACAACAAGCACCUUCGGUACCGCAAUGGGAAAGGCCGUUUCCUGGGAACGUAAGCACAUACCCAGUAGACCUCCGGCGAGCGUUGGAAGAGUGUGCUCGAUAUGAACACAAGUACGAGCCGCACACUGUGUACGAGAUUGUGAUGCACGUUACUGGCGAACGCGGAGAACAUAGCGUGAUCGGAAGCUCUGGGAGCCUGCAAGAAGCCAACCUGCUACUCGCCCGAAUGUUCCUGUUCGAAGGAUAUCGGGAUUACGGUGAUGAUGCUACUUAUGAAGUAUCGAACGAUGGCAGUCUCAGAGUCAGUGUUGUGGCGGAAGGAUGGCAGCGUGGAGAAAUGACAAUAACGGUUGAACGAAACUCGGUGCGACCUGGGCCAAAGCGUCGAUAAAUUGGCAUGGUACAUGAAGGAUCACAACAUCCAUCUCGCUGUUCACACGACGGCCCCAGACCUGUGUUUACCGCUGAAGUAAGGGCUUGCUCGCUGCCCAACCCUUUUUCCCUCUUCCGCUGUGGCCCAGGCCCAUGCCAAGCACGAAUGCAAGCCUCAGGAACAACGGGCCGACAGUCGUCACCCAAGUCACCCAGUCCUGAAGGCGCCAGUUGCCUGGCGAAAACAUCUCUCGCGUUCCUACCUCCGCCCACACUGCGUA